This is a messenger RNA of Armigeres subalbatus, 303 nucleotides long. RefSeq lists its product as uncharacterized. Bases 1 to 303 code for a protein of 100 amino acids. The record is from RefSeq and is a predicted model, not a curated record. The transcript is spliced from 2 exons. Lineage: Eukaryota; Metazoa; Arthropoda; Insecta; Diptera; Culicidae.
AUGGACUUGCUCAGCCUCGCCAUACGCUAUCAGAGUUCCUCACCGACGGAUCCCAAUGGAGUGGACAAUUGUGGCGCAUACAAGAAAUUCAAUCGAACGCAGAAUAUUGCCAUCGAGUGCAACAGCGAUGAGUCAAACAUGCCGGGUUCGUUUUGCAUGAAGGUAGUACAUCAGAGCCCUCGAGGAUUUCUCUGGGACGGCGAUGGCGCUCGAUCCGACGGUGCGCCUCGGUAUCGGAAACUGGUGUCACCGGCGUGCAACUGGGGCGUCUACGAGAACAUUGAGCUGCCUGUCCUUGCGUGA